GUGUCUCCAGCGCGGAGCGUCUCCACGCGGCGGGGCUGGCGUUGGCGCUGGCGCUGGAGGCAGACUUGGGUUGGUUGUCAGCUGCUGUCGCCUAGACGUCCGCCUGGAGCAGAUGGAGGCAGCCUGCGGCCGCUAGCAGGAAGCCAGCAGCUGAGAGGCCAGGGCAACUCUGGGACCUCCGCAGCUGCCACCAGUGGGGCAAGACGACCGGGCUUUAAGAGAGAGAUGGCGUUUAAUGAUUGCUUUAGUUUGAAGUAUCCUGGCAACCCCCGGCCAGGGGACUUGAUUGAAGUGUUUCGUCCUGGCUAUCAGCACUGGGCCUUGUACUUGGGUGACGGCUACGUCAUCAACGUAGCACCUCUAGAGGAUGGCAUUCCUGCAUCAUUUACAAGCGCCAAGUCUGUCUUCAGUAGGAAGGCCCUGGUGAAGAUGCAGCUGUUGAAGGAUGUUGUGGGAAAUGACACAUAUAGAAUAAACAAUAAAUAUGAUGAAGCAUACUCCCCUCUCCCCACGGAAGAAGUCAUGCAACGGUCAGAGUUUGUUAUCGGACAGGAGGUGGAGUAUGACGUACUGGUCAACAACUGUGAGCAUUUUGUGACUUUGCUUCGCUAUGGAGAAGGAGUUUCAGAGCAGGCCAACAGAGCAAUAAGCACCAUUGGGUUUGUGACAGCCGCCGCCAGUGCCUUCUCAUUCCUGGGCUUGUUCUCAAAGAGACAAAAAGCGAAAUAUGUUAACAGUUUACUGAAGAGGUAUUGGAACUGAAGGAAUUUGUGAGGAGGGGGAAAGGAAAACCUGGGAGGAAUGCUUAUUUUCAAUGUAUCAUUAUUGUUUCAAACCCCAAUGAUGGAUGGCAAGUUCUUUAAUAAAUUGCUUAGUGAUAUUAUCUCAUCACUGAGCCAAGGAAAUUUUGCUCCCUGCUAGCGUAGAUUUUCUGUGGCAGCCUGAACAAGAAGCAGUAGCCUUUAGAGUGAGCCAGCAGAAGAUCUUAACAAAAUCACAUUACCUUAUCUUCUACUAUAAAUAUUAUUUUCCUUUUCCCUGAGGGUGGCUAUUUUGUAUUUGCCAGAGGGAAGAAGAGAAGAUUAUAUGUGAUUUUGA
Phyllostomus discolor (pale spear-nosed bat) is the source of this 1098-nucleotide messenger RNA. It is a transcript of the gene PLAAT1, whose product is annotated as phospholipase A and acyltransferase 1. Gene Ontology annotation, biological process: N-acylphosphatidylethanolamine metabolic process. NCBI's taxonomy places the organism in Eukaryota, Metazoa, Chordata, Mammalia, Chiroptera, Phyllostomidae. Gene Ontology annotation, molecular function: glycerophospholipid phospholipase A1 activity; A2-type glycerophospholipase activity. Gene Ontology annotation, cellular component: cytoplasm. The record is from RefSeq and is a predicted model, not a curated record.